UCCAGCUCCAACCGUCACUGGAGGACUCGAGCUUCCCGUCAGCCAUUGUUUCCAAAUCAACACGCCUCAACCGCAAAUCCCUCGGAGCCUUCGAGCUCCCUCCAUCCCGCCCAAAAUGUCUUCCACAAUCAUGGACCAACUAGACACAACAACAAUCGUCUCCCUCCUCUCCGUCCUCCUCCUCCUAAACAGCGCCUUCGUCCUCUCCCUCCGCGUCCUCCACCCCUCCACCCCCUCGACCCUGCGCGUCCUCUUCAUCUGGCACGCCUUCGAUUUCCUGAUUCACACCCUCUUCGAAGGAUCCUUCCUCUACAACUGCUUCUUCGCCUCCGCGCCCUUCGAUUCCGGCUCCAUGCACCCAGCCCUCAUCACGAACUUUCUCAAUCAGCCAGAUCGAGUGUUCGGCAGCGCGUAUGCGAAUAACUGGGCCAGUAAACUGUGGAUGGUGUACGCGAAGGCGGAUUGGAGGUGGGGACAGGCGGAUCUGACGGUCAUUAGCUUGGAGUUGUUGACUGUGUUUGGGGCGGGCCCGUUGGCGUUGUGGAUUUGUUAUAAGAUUAGUAAGAGGGAUCCGAUGGCGGGGUUUUGGAUGGUGGUGUUGGCUACUGGGGAACUUUAUGGAGGUUUCAUGACCUUCUGCCCCGAGUGGUUGACGGGAAACCAGAAUCUCGAUGCGAGUAAUUUUAUGUUUAAAUGGGUGUAUUUGGUGUUCUUCAAUAUGCUUUGGGUUUUCUUGCCGUUGUAUGCGAUGUGGUAUGCGUUUGGGGAUAUGUAUAAUGCUUUUAUGGUCCGGAAUGGGGUUGUGGCUGCGAGGUUGGAGAUGCACAGGCUGGAGGUGGAGAAGCAGAAGGAGCAGAAGUCCAAGUAGACGCUUGGCAGGUGUAUCAAAUGGGCUACAAGUGUUUAUCAUUGUGCAUAUGGAAAAAUGGCUAAUGGGACGGACUGGGGAUGGAGGUCGAUUGAUAUUGGCGCUGAUAUAUAAAAGUCCUGGAUGGACGGUUGUGAAAUAAUGGGCAUAAGUUAUUGUCUUUCCGGUGAAACGAGUGCAUGUUUCCAAGAGAUAAUUCAUUUGACCUCGACUUUGAAAACUGCAUGGGUAUAGAUUCAGCUUUUGAACGCGGGACACAAAUCAGU
Messenger RNA from Mollisia scopiformis, 1134 nucleotides. Its product is annotated as Emopamil-binding protein. Lineage: Eukaryota; Fungi; Ascomycota; Leotiomycetes; Helotiales; Mollisiaceae. Bases 116 to 868 code for a protein of 250 amino acids. The record is from RefSeq and is a predicted model, not a curated record. Gene Ontology annotation, cellular component: endoplasmic reticulum; membrane. Gene Ontology annotation, biological process: sterol metabolic process. The transcript is spliced from 3 exons. Gene Ontology annotation, molecular function: cholestenol delta-isomerase activity.